AGUCCAUGCGUCCUGCCAGCAGAAACAGUAGGAACUUUGUAUUCGCAUACACAGUAUCAGCAGGGAAUGGACUGAGAGAAGGAAAUGCGUCUAACGCAUUGUUACUGGGAGAAACUACGGAUUACACAGCCUGCAGUUUAAAGCCACUUUCUCAUGCGUAAACCAUCUGAUUACUGGACUGUAACCGAACCUUCCCGUCUGCGGAACCAGCGCUUUGUAUGAGAAAUUACACUUUUUUAGUGCCAGUUUUAGAUUUUUUUAUGCGAUUGUUGAGGGCUGCAGACUGAAAAGACGCGCUUAUCUGUCCUGCUCGAAGUGAGUGAGGUUUCUGGAGACUGAAGACAUGAGACCGUCUAUCAUCUGCGCGCUUCUGCUGUUAAAAGUUUCUUUCGGAGAUGCCUGUGCCAGUGGCCAGUUCACUGAAACAGGGCGGUGUUGCAGUCUGUGUCCUUCUGGCUUUGGGGUGGAGGUAAAGUGUGGGAAAGAAGAUACCAAGUGCACACCAUGCCCCCAGGGAACAUUUUCCUCAUCUGAAGGCCUCGGCCCUUGUCUUCCCUGUGCCAAGUGCCCACCGAGCGUCCCCAUGGUGGCCUCUUGUUCUGCCACUCAAGACACACAAUGUGAAUGUGACAACGGCUACUUUUUUUUGAGCAACUACGGGCUGUGUGCACCUUGCUCCAAGUGCAAUCGUGGUGAGGGUGUUAUACAGGAGUGUGGCCCACAGGGAAACACGCAGUGCCAGAUCUGUGGCCUGGGAACAUUUUCUGAGGAGCAUCUUAGCACCAAACCCUGCCAGCCCUGCGCCCAAUGUUCUGACAGUGAGGUGGAGAUCCGAGCCUGCAUGCCCAACUCUGACACACUCUGCAUGGAUAGGAAGCUGCACAUUUUGUCUCGACCUCCCCUGGAUGGGCCUGAUGGGACCCGUGAUUCUCCUCGCUGGCCAGAUGAAGGGGAGUCCAGUCCUUCCCCUGGAACACCUAAGUUUACCUUGCACGAUGAGGGUGGCAGCAACAACAUUCUGGCCUAUGUGUCUGUUCUGGCUGCCGUUGUGCUUGGUCUGCUUCUUUAUGUGGCUUAUAAAUGCUGGAGAUCAUGUAAACAGAAGAGGGCUCUAUCUAAGGCCCGUGCGGCUGAGUUGGGAACAUCUCCAGAGGGGGAAAAGCUCCAAAGUGACAGCGGUGUUUUUCUGGACUCCCACAGCCUACAGGACAACCAGCCAAGCAAAGGUACUAAGAGGGACAGCAAGCAGGACAAUCGUCUGUACAUCAACCUACCCCCCCACAGACAGGAAGAGGUGGAGCGUCUCCUGCAAGAGGGAGGGGGUCAGGGGUGGAGGCAGCUGGGCGCAGCGCUGGGCUAUGAGCCUGAACAGCUGGACCUGUUUGGGCGUGGAGAGGCCCCAGCUCACACGCUCCUCUCUAACUGGGCCCAGAAAGAAGGCUCCACUCUGGGACUGCUGUGUUCUGCACUGGCCCGCAUCGAGAGGCCUGACGUGGUAACAGUUCUUAACUGCCCCACACAGGGUGUUUCUGUGGUCUGACGGCUCCUCAAACACAUGUGUGACACUAAAAGACUCAAGUGAAGAAUUUCCAUUGCAAUGACAAGGGAGGCACUCUGAUAUCAAAGCCUCUGUCACUGUUGGAGGCUGCCUUUGGUUGUUCUGAUUGCUUUGUUAGACACUUAUAGUUCUGUUUUUACCAAAAGAACAAAUUUAUUCUUGGAACACUUUCCUCAACUCCAGUUUAUGUCACCAUAUGAUUUUACAUGGAUCCGAUUGCUUGAAAAAUCGCAUGUGAUGUGUCUGUUUUCAAUACAAAGCAAAUCAACAGUUAAUACAGGAAAUGAACAUACACAGUGUCGCGACUUUCACUACUGCGGGAAAAUUUUUCAAUUCUGGUUAAUCUUCAAUCCCUUUCUCAAUGGAUAGUGCAGAAACCUAGUCAGAUUGGAUUAGACCUACAAUGACCUCCACAUACAAUACAAUAAGUGCAUUUAUAAUGCAAUUUACAUGCGCACAAAUGCUAGUACUGUGAGUGUUUGGUUACUGGCAGGAAACAGUAUGUGUUUACACAUGUUGCACGAGUUACAUUUUUCUCAAACCACUGUUUAUGUGUAAUUUGGACAGUAAUCAGAUUUAUCCCCCAUACCCUCUAAGAAAUAUCAGCCUUCCACUUGCUAUUGUAAACAAAUAUGGACGGCUUAGAUCAUCACUUUUCUAGUGUGGCUAGCCUUGUUUUAUGAAUCACAACUUCAGCAACCACUUUGGUACUGCAGUUGAUUUUUGCCAAAAAGUCUUCCAAAAACACUGCUUUCCAACAUGAUGUGACUUUCCCUAUUUGGGAUCAUUUCUGUGCACAUGUGCAUGCCUAAAAAGAGAAGAAAAAUCCAAGGAAACCAAUUAUGGGUUUACAUGGCCAAGUGAAAGGUUGAAUCUUCCUAACCAUCCCAAUGAUGCUUGCAGUUAUUUUCUUUAGAAGAACACUUAAUCUAAUGUGUAGAUAGGAACUCCUCAAAAUUGUUUUAAAGAUUUGUUACCUUGUUUUGUUUUUUUCUUGUUUUUUUGCUGCAGUCACUAAGUACCCUUGGUAUUUAUUUACACUGAGGAUAUAUUAUGCACCAGUGAUGUUUCAAAUCUCAUCAGAAGACAUGAAAAUGAAGCAUUUUGUGAAAUAUAAAAACACCUUUCUUAGCUCUUCUUCAUAAUCACCUAUGUAAAUAUCUUGAAUAUUGAUUUCUUUUGAUAAGUCAUGACUUAAAGUGAGAUCAUUUAUGAACUGUGACGACUGACGAAAGGGAAUAGAAAUUACUCUAUUGUCCUUACAUUCAUAAUACACAGGUCCAUUUUUGUCACUUUGAUUUCUCAUUUUAGAUAACACAAAAAAAUUUCAAAGACACUGUUAACACCAAUGCUCGUGUCCAAGUUGCCAUCUUGCUUUUGUAUUUAUUUCAUCACCAUUUAAAGUCUAAAACUAAAUAAAAUCUAUGAGAACCAUGGACAUCUGCUGUGUCCAAGUUACACUAUGUGAUGGCCUCAGAUGGUUUGAUAUUUUUUUAACGCCAGCCAGGUAUGGUUUUGUGUAUAUAUUUCCUAAUGAUAUGCCAAUGUGUUUUUGUAAGAGUUUUAUGCAUUUAUUAAAUAACUUUGACAAUU
This is a messenger RNA of Micropterus dolomieu (smallmouth bass), 3151 nucleotides long. RefSeq names its product neurotrophin receptor associated death domain (gene nradd). Gene Ontology annotation, cellular component: cell surface; plasma membrane. The record is from RefSeq and is a predicted model, not a curated record. The coding region runs from base 344 to 1540 and encodes 398 amino acids. Gene Ontology annotation, biological process: Rho protein signal transduction. The transcript is spliced from 6 exons. Gene Ontology annotation, molecular function: nerve growth factor binding; coreceptor activity; death receptor activity. Lineage: Eukaryota; Metazoa; Chordata; Actinopteri; Centrarchiformes; Centrarchidae.